CCUGACUUGACCACUGAUCAAUCCAUCACGAUGGGCAAGUUCAGCAAGCGAAUAUCUCAUGAGCCGGGCGGUGACCGUGCGGCUGCCUUGAAACGGCUGGAGGGUGUCAUCAGCCAGAUAGAGGACAUUUUGGAUCUGUUCAAAGCCCCUUCCCUGUCAGUCGGUGUCUAUUAUAAAGGAUCGAAACUAUGGGGAAAGGGCUUUGGUCAUGCGAACCUCGAGACUGGACUAAAGCCCGAUUCAAAAACGGUCUACUCUAUCGGUUCUUGCACCAAAGGCUUCACCGGAACCGCCCUGAGCCUUCUUGCGGAACAAGGGGCCAUUAAUCUGAGCGCUCCCGUAUCAUCCAAGAUCCCAGAGCUCAAGACGGUGGAGAACCCAGUAGUGGCCAAGAAGAUGACCGUCCGGGACAUGCUCUCCCACUGCGCAGGCCUCUCCACUAUGCCGUUCGAGGUCUUGGGUAGGCAUGGCGAAGUCUUUGCCAAGCAUGAGGAUAUUGUGCGCAUCUUCAACCACCUGCCACGAGCCGCUGAGUUCAAGUCAGAGUGGAUGUACAACAACUGGCUCUUCGCUCUUGCUGGGACUCUCGUCGUUCAGGAGUCCAAUCUUUCCUAUGGGGACUUCAUUCAGAAGGAGAUUUUGGAGAAAAUCGGCAUGAACAGAACCUUCACCAGUGCGUCUGUCGAUAAAAAUCACGCCUUGCCCUACCUAGUAUUUGACGACAAAGACCCCAUGGCCGUCGAUCUUCCUAGUCUAGAUGACGGAGUAGCAUUUGACAGUUCAGGAGCCAUCCGGUCUUGUGUUGAUGACCUCUUACUAUGGUCCAGCAAACUCAUGCAAGCCUGGAGGACUGCGAACCCGUCUCACCGUCACGCUCAGUACAAACCAAGUCGAGAUCCUGGAUGUUUCAUCAGCCCUGCUCGUCUGUUCUCUCAGCUUGGAACGUGGUGGAAGAAGCAGCGGCACAACGACAAGCAGCUCAUGUUAGCCCUAGCUACCGCACAGACACCACAUUUUCCGCUUGCUGGAGACAAGAAGCAGCAGUACGCGCUUGGGUUAUUCAACUUACAUCUCCCAACCACAGAGAUGAACGUUGUCACAAACCCUGACGUCAAUAGCCGUGACUACUCCAUUGGUAAGGGCUGUGGAGACCGGCUAGUGAUUGGUCAUACCGGAGAACUGGGUGGUUUUCUUUCUGCGUACUGGACAUUUCCAGAAGACGACUGUGCUAUUGUCGUCCUCACCAACUCUUUCCAGAUCAACGGAGAUCCAACCAAUGUCGUCGCGCAGCUCCUGGCGCAGGCCCUCUUUGACAUGAGACCCGCUGUUAAUUUCGUUGAGGUGGCUGAGAACCUCGUUUCCAAGGCCAAGGGUCGAUGGAGUACCAUCGAAAGGGAGUGGACCGCCCAUCGAAUUCUCAACACCUGUCACAAGUCUUUGACUGCUUAUGUUGGCGAAUAUGCAAACGAAGGCCUAGCUAUGACCCUGAGAGUCUCUCUUUCUGGAGAUCCAGAGUACCCACUUCGUUUGUGUAUCAAUGGCCUCAACAGCCAGGUGUUUGAGCUGUACCACUACCAUACAGACUCAUGGACUUUUCUGGGUGAAAGCCGAGAUGAUUGCAUCGAAAAGGGCUAUUCCAUGUAUCUGCUGAGCUGGGAAUCUUGGAUCAUCGACUUUGAUCUCUUUGAAAACGACCGGUUUUGCAAAGUCAAAUGGAGGCUCGACACUGAUAAGCGACUUGACUCUCAGACGUUUCUACGGAAAUGA
Molecule: messenger RNA, 1767 nt
Organism: Fusarium falciforme
Lineage: Eukaryota; Fungi; Ascomycota; Sordariomycetes; Hypocreales; Nectriaceae
Exons: 2
Coding region: 31-1767 (578 amino acids)
Source: RefSeq, a predicted model, not a curated record